Molecule: messenger RNA, 1476 nt
Organism: Seminavis robusta
Lineage: Eukaryota; Bacillariophyta; Bacillariophyceae; Naviculales; Naviculaceae
Source: the annotation of a GenBank genome assembly
AUGAAGGAUACCAACGACGACACCAGUGAUCGAAUUGACUUUUCGAGGCUGGGCUUUGAAAUAGCGGUCCCUGCGUCCGACGAAAGCUCCCAUGCCCACCAUGAACCAGAGCAGCGAGGAGAAGGAUCCCUCUACAGGCAGCACAGCUCCAAACAAACACAUAGUCAGAAAGAUGAUGAAGAGUGCCUUGGAUAUUCCAUUGUUGCUGCUGAUAAUGUCAGCUGUGUGAGCUUUGACAGCUACGUCGACGAUCUCAGUGACGAUGAGAGUUACGUCCCUCCUCGACGAAACAUGCCCACCAAAUCGUAUCCUCGCCGCACAAGUUAUCGCUGCGCUCGAUCGGAUAGCCAAGGGCAAAUAACCAGUGCUGAUUUGGGCUAUGAACCAGCUACUACGACUAGUCAUCAGCACCCAUCUCCGGCUGACUUGGGCUAUGGCGAAGAAGCAGCACCCUCGCGGCCGGGCUACGGUGAAGAUACGUCUCCAAUCCGACGGCUCUCCAUGGGUCGACCCGUCAGCAACCGCCGGUCCAUGAAACUAGGUGGUGAACAGAGGCGUCUUACCAAUGACUCCAUGAUCUCGAGUCGGUUCAGCCGUCGUCGAUCCACUUGCAGCGGUACCACCAACUCGUCAAUGACAAGCGGCAAGAUGAGACGGGCUCACAACAAGGGGCGCAGUAUCUCUCAACGAGAACGCAUGGUCAACCGAAGUGCGGCUCGUCGCCUCAGUCGAAAACCUACUGCUCAGGUCCCCGUCGCUGCAACUUGCGGCGGAGGCAACACCGCAGCACAACAGACGCUCCAGGAUUUGGGAUGCUCCGAGCUCUUUCUCGAUCCCCGCCGUCGCAUGCCCCGAAAAGUAUCAUUGGAAUAUGGCAACGAUUGCGGCUCGGUUAGCAAAUGUCAUCAGCCUCGAUGCGUCUCACUAGAGUUUGAUAACUCCUCCAUGUCGAGCGGAGGCGCCCUCAUGCCCCGCCGCGUCUCCCUCAAGUACGAUCAACGAGCCGAAGACGAAGAGAGCUGCCGCGUCUUGAGACGGCGUGGAUCCCUCGAUUACUCCGUCGGCACAUCCUGUCUGCCGCGAAGAGGUUCCAUGGGUAUUGCAUCCGCACACGACCAUAACCCUGAUGGCACUUGCAGAGACAAGACGAGUCGAAGGCGAGCAUCUUGUGGACGCAACCAAACCUACUUUACUGACACUUCUACUGGCAACGGUCGUCGUGGUUCUGGUUGCAGCGGCUGCACUCCGCCACGCCAGAACAGUAACAACAGCAAGGACACAAGGAUAUCCCGCCGCUCCUCCAUUGCUCACAUUCCGCGAAAGCAAAUCAAGAAUGGUACCAACAACAAAGAUAGUAGCACCAGCCCCAAGCGCACCUCACAGGGAUCUGUUCUGGGUGGACAUCGGCUACGCCUCCAGAACGUUGGCGCUGUUGAGUACUUGACCAGGGAGUCCAUGGUGGGACGGUCCGCAUAA